UGAGGGUCAUGUGACUCGUGCUUCUCCUUCGUCGUUCAGCGGAUCCUCUCUCAGCUGAGCUGUGCUUAAGUUUCUGUAGUCAAAAGUUUUCACCAUUGAGAUAAUCCUGGGUUAAAGCGAAACACCAUGGCGGAACUCAGUUUUGUGAUCACCGUGUCAGUGAUGACCCUGUUUUGGGGAAUUAUCGGCGGAGUAGUGCCCUGGUUUAUCCCCAAAGGACCGAACAAAGGAGUCAUAAUCACAAUGCUGGUGUUGACUGCAGUCUGCUGCUACCUGUUCUGGUUGAUAGCAAUGCUGGCCCAGCUAAACCCACUUUUUGGACCGACUCUGUCCACUGACACCAUCUGGUACCUGUACUAUCACUGGCCUUAAUUCAUCCAUCCACGACUCUAGACCGCACAGCAGAGGAGGACCUGCUGCUGCUUCAUACCAAUGGAUGUUUGCUCGUUAUGCCAUGGAGAGAUCAUUCCUUCUGAAUUGCCUCAAACUCAGACCCCUGUGUGAUUAUAGACUGGUGCCUUAUAUGAAAACAGUUUCCAAAGGACCUUUUGAGCAAUCUCACUGAAUGUGCCCAACUUAAAUUAAAGCAACCAUCACUUGCUGUUGUUCUGUUUAUAUUUAAUGUAUAUUGUUGGUAUUGUUAAUAUUAAUUAUCGUUUCUGUGAGUAGCUGAUGUAUGGUGUGUUUGAUGUCAUCUUUUCUGUUUGGUAUUACUUAUAGAUUUCGUCUGUUUGAUAGAUGUAAACUAAUAAAAUAAUACUGGACUACA
Molecule: messenger RNA, 769 nt
Organism: Cheilinus undulatus (humphead wrasse)
Lineage: Eukaryota; Metazoa; Chordata; Actinopteri; Labriformes; Labridae
Gene: atp6v0e1
Product: ATPase H+ transporting V0 subunit e1
Exons: 4
Coding region: 127-372 (81 amino acids)
Biological process (GO): proton transmembrane transport
Cellular component (GO): proton-transporting V-type ATPase, V0 domain
Molecular function (GO): proton-transporting ATPase activity, rotational mechanism
Source: RefSeq, a predicted model, not a curated record